UUAAACUCCAACGGGAUUGCCGAGUUGGCAUAUACACCGAACAGUACUUCCGAAACAAACGCAAAAUCGCUUCUCGUAAUAACCCAAAAUUAGAUUUCCCUCCAAAAGCUUUGUCUGAAUUCAGGCAUGGAGAAAGAAGCCAGACAUGUUCAAUGGGCAACAUUGAGACUAACAGGGAAGCCACUUAUAACAGGCUCUGCGUGUGGGGAGACCCCUCUUCUAUGGGUUGCUUGCAGAGCUUCCUUUGGAUUAGUCCACAUUUAUUGCGAUUCUGAACUCAAGGCAAUAUGGCGUUUUCCUUCAGAUCUGAUCUUUAUUCAUGUAGAAAAAUCUAGAUAUAGGUGGAUCGAAAAGGAAUUGACGGGCACAACAGAUGAUGCUGAUGUUCCUUAUUUGCUUGCUGUCACUGUUGAUGGAUGUGUUUGGUUUAUGCCUGUUUGUCCUGAACAUGAAACCACAGAAAGGCCUUUCAAGAGAAAGAAGAAGACCCGCACAGCAGAAUCUAAGAAGAUGGUCCCAAGAUUUAGUAAGGAUGAAUGGGGAUUAUUUGAAGAUGUUGACGUUUAUGAAAGCAUGGUUUGUGAUGCUAGCAUACCUGUUUCUGGUGAUAAAGAUGGUUCCUCAAAUAUCAUGAUUCUGGAUAAUCCCAAAUUUUCCAAUAAAGCUACUUCUGCAAAACAAAUGAGUGCAUCUAAAAGUGGUCAAUUAUGUUUGCAAAUAAAGCAGUUGAUGGUUUCUUCAUCUGAAACAGUCAUAGAAAAUGCAAGACCCAGGCUGGUUAUGCAGGAAAAAAUGAUUGGAUGUGUUCAAGGUGCUUGUUUUGCUUGUUUUGGACCUCAGGAUAUGGUAAUUGUUGUGUCGACAUGCGGUAUGGAAAUUUUUCAGGCUUCAUCAACAAUGGGAAUGUCUUCAACAUCUUUUAAGAGAGUAAAGUCUGUUAAUGGUGAUAAUGCUUUUUCAAGUCAGCCUACUUGUGGUCUAGUUGUGACUUCUACAAAGAGUGUCCCCAGUGGAAAUAAAGGGAUGAUGGUUGUGCUACAUGAUAAACUUUUUGGUGCUUUUUCUGAUGGGUUGAGUGGUGGGAAAUCUCCACACUUGUUACUUAAAGGUGAUGUUGAUGGAUGUGUAUAUAUGACUCCAUUGUUCUUCCAAGACAUUGAUGUUCCUUCUUCAAGGCUAUUGUGCAGACUUGGGCAACCUAUUUUGGCAUUGCUUGCCAUCUCUUCAGGAAAUGCAGCAACUAAUUCUGAAUCAAUUGUAAACAAAAAAUCAGAAGGCGUGAAAGAUCGACAGCUUUCGGAAGUCAGGGAUACUCUUUUAGUAGUAGGCCAACAUGGUCGCAUUGUGGCAGUAUCUUGCAGUAAAAUAUUUGACAUUAAUUCGUGUAUCAUUUCAAGCUUUCGUGCUGACAAAAAAUCUUUUGAGAUUGAGCUGGAUAGAAACAGUUUUGAAAUUUGUGAGUGGAAGGUCCAGGCACCACUUACAUCUGUUUGUUUGUUAGGUUCAAAAUAUCUAUGCUACUGUGCUAGAUCUGAAGGUUUUAUCUCAACAUUGUUUGAGGACAGAGAUACCCAGAAGUCUUUUGGUAUGGAUACACAUAACCUGUCAAACAAAGAUGAUAUGCAUGGGAAACAUCAGACUGGAUCACAAAGUAAAACUGGUAAUUCAGAAUGGGCAAGGUGCAGUUUGAGAGAGAAACUAUUCACCAAGAAACUGCCAGUUGCAGAUGCUGUUAUUGGUGUAGCAGGAAAGGACAUUUCUGAAUCUAAUAUGAGUGGUAGGCCUAUGGUUAUUUUGACUGCUCGAGGGCGUAUUCUAGGGGUAGAAAUAUGUAAUUCUGUACCGAUUCCUGAGGGAUAUUAUGCUGGAGCUAUGCCUAAAAGGAGCUGGAGAACUUGGGAGUCGGACAUGGAUGCAAAUGUGAAGAGUUUGAUGAGCAUCCUCGAUGACAUAUCAAGAGCAGCUGAUCAUAUUCAUCAGUUCAACCAUUUGUUGAAUCAUGCUAUUAGUGAAUUGGCAAUUUCUUUGAAAGUUGCUUUUUCAAUAUUAACUGAUCCAAGUAGAGAUAAUUUGUUAAGGCCAAAGCUGGUUAACACAAAAUAUGUCAGAAGUAUGUCACUCUCACCAAAGUGUAGUAUCAAGGUUACUCCUCAUUCUGCAAUGCUUGCACCAUCAAAGACUCUAGCUUUCAACGACUACCAUGGUGGUUCAGAAAUGAACUGUGUGGAAAAUUUUCUCCAGAUGAAUAAUAGCAGUCUUGUUAGGUUCAGUGUGACUCUUGACAAUUGCACCAUCCAUCCCCUCUCACCACAUUGGAUAUUAGUGUUGGAGCUUCAAAAUGCUGGCAAGGAAAAUUCAAAAGCCAUAAUUUUUUCCAGUAUAAUCAAUAAUGGAUUUGGUUUACAGCCUGAUUCUCAGUGCAUUGUAGAGUUUGAUAUGAAGGUGCCUGGAUUACUCGAUGGUCCAGUUAGUUUAUCAACGUAUCUUUGCCAUCUUUGCGACUACCAUAAACUUCUUCAUAAUCAGUAUUCUACAGAUGUAGAGAAAACAACUAGAAGAGGGAAACAUCUGAAAGGUUUGACUUGUGUUGAUGAUUCAAAAAUUGAGGAGUUUUUUGCUAAAAUUGCACUUGAAGAGGUUCAAAAUACAUCCAAAUCGAUAUCUAUGCCAUCUGAUGCUUUUGGAUCUGUAUGCAUCCCUUUAUCACAGCAUAGGAUAGACAUUUUAUCUAUUGUAAGUUUCCCACCUCAGAAGUUUUACCAUUCAGUAAGGGCAUCUCAUCUCAGUAAUAAGUCUGGUGAAUCAAGUGUCCAUGAUUCCACAGAGAAAUUUUGCCAUGACAAUGUUCUAGGGCUCUUUUCUGGCAUCUUGAGUUUCACUUUUAAGGGAGGUGAAAAACAUUCCAGAACAGAUGCAGAUACUCUUACCACGUGGAGGGAACUUUUUUCUGAAGAUCUCCUGGAUAGAGGAAGCCUAUCAAAGACCAAAGAUAAGAUCAUAUUGUCCAUUUUUGGAGGCCAUAUUAUAUCAAUUUCACUAAAAGGUCUGAGAGAUCAACACAUUGAGUUGCAUUUUGAGGCACCUACACUUCUUUUGGGGUGUCUUCUUAGAGAAGCUCUUAUUUGGAGGUUGAAGAACUGUGAGGCAAUUGACAACUUCCAACAUGGAAAAAAUAACUUAGACAGUUUGUGCAUGGUUCAAGAUAGUGCUGACAAAAGCAAUGCAGAUACUAAGCUGUUGGAGGCAAAAAAACAGAUAGAGGUGCUUCUUGACCGUGCCGAAGCCUUAUCAACAAAUUGGAAUGAAAUCAAUCUGCAAGAUGCAAGGGACACCAAAGUUUUUCCUAUACUAGAAGACAUUCAUUCUAUUAUGAAUGAUCUUUUAAAACUUUAUAGAACUUUCCGGCAGAGCUAGUGGUUAUUCUCUUCAUGAUCUACAAUUUGAUGAUGGGCUUGCUGAAAUACCUGAAGUUCUUUGUGAACUUCAAAUACUAGUCUGCAUUGAUUCAAUGUCCCACACAGCAAGGCAAACUGAAGGACCUUUACCAGGCAACUUAUUUAUUGAGAACUGUUCUGUGUUUAUGUGACUGCUACAGACUAUGAUUAUACUUCCUCUGUUGAUCAAGACUCCUUGUGGUAGCAGUCUUUGCUACAAAGGGAUUUUCUUCUGCUCGCUAAAUCUUGGGCUAGGUCAUGGAAAGCCUUAAAGCAUUGUGGGGUAAGCAUGCCACAAUCUUGCCACAUGCAUGCUGGAGUUGUGAGGUUUGAAUCAGGGUCAUAUGCUUUUGGGAGUGCCCCUCUUCACCAAGGCACAAUGACCUUUUGAAGAUCUGUGCCACAAACUUAAUCAAACUUAUUUUAAGGAUUUUAAACAGCUCUGUUUUAAAAAUCUCUAGAAAUUACAAAUUGCAUAAAUCAAUGUAAUUGAUGAGUCAUUUGCCAUGUGACUAUAUGUUUGCAGAAUGGGAAACCUCAUUGAUGCAUUUUAUUUGAAUGCUAACUAGGAUUGGAAGCCACUUUAUGCAAUGCGUGUCAACCUUUUUCAGAAUUGUGACUUA
This is a messenger RNA of Cryptomeria japonica (Japanese cedar), 4057 nucleotides long. RefSeq lists its product as uncharacterized. The transcript has 10 exons. The record is from RefSeq and is a predicted model, not a curated record. The coding region runs from base 127 to 3414 and encodes 1095 amino acids. NCBI's taxonomy places the organism in Eukaryota, Viridiplantae, Streptophyta, Pinopsida, Cupressales, Cupressaceae.